This is a messenger RNA of Williopsis jadinii, 1855 nucleotides long. RefSeq lists its product as uncharacterized. NCBI's taxonomy places the organism in Eukaryota, Fungi, Ascomycota, Saccharomycetes, Phaffomycetales, Wickerhamomycetaceae. Bases 186 to 1601 code for a protein of 471 amino acids. The transcript has a single exon. The record is from RefSeq and is a predicted model, not a curated record.
CAUUCAAUGAUGCUUUACCGUUGUCAUUUCACUAUGAAUUUGUCCUUUGCUUUGCCUGUGACGCCUGCAUAACUAAUCAACCCACCGCAAAGUUACGUCCGGCUUCUCAUAUAAAGAAGCUUCUCCAUAGUGAAAUUUCCCCUCUCAUUAAAACCAUCUUGUUCUGUAUAACAAGCUAGGAAACUAUGGCACAUAGUAGAUUACAGUCACCCAAACCAUCCUCAAGACAUGGUUCAAGACCACAGUCGAGACAGGCUGGUAAUGAAGACGACGACGAGUUGGCGAUGUACUGCAUCAACUUCAACAACUUGGACCAGUUGAUUGCUGAUAGGUUGGAAAAAUUCUCAAAGAGCAAUUCAGUUGAAGACGAAGAGAAGAAGAAGAAGUACCCCUUGCACAAUGUCAAGAUGCUUACUGAUUUGUUAAUUGCACCAAAGACUCCUAUCCCAUCUGGCGAUCGUGAGAUGCUGCUUAACCAACUCUACACUUUGAACGUGAAGAAUCCAACUUCGAGUCGAGACUUGUUCCCGGAGAUGGUUCAACUCUUCAAAAUCUCACAAGCAUAUGACCGUUUGAUUGCCAUAAGAAAUGUUGCAGCCACUGCAGUGGCACACUGUGAUGAUUUCGCUGACGAAAUCAUCGAAUUUCUCUCAUACCUGGAGUCCAAGAUCCUGUCUGAAGAUCUGGAGAACCCUUUCAAAGAACAAUACAUCUAUGCAUAUGCAGUUAUGACACUUGCUGUUUAUGAAGGUUCUGGAACUUUUGGUGUUGAUGACAAGUUGCACUUCUUAACAGACACACUCCUGGGAUAUGGAACGGACGUUGAUACAAACACCGAUGUCAUAAGCGCUCUGUUGUACGGUAUUGGCGGUCUAUUCACACUGUUGUUGAACAGCUCUGCUCUAAACGAAGAAUAUGAAACUCUACUGGAGUCCUCGAUGGAGUAUUUCCUCGAUUAUGAUAUUGACUUGCCGAUCCACAGGCCAAUGGCAAUGCUCAUUGCCCUUGCCUAUGAGACCUAUGACUACUCCGAUGAAGAUGGUGAGGCAUUUGACGAACCAGCCCCUUAUGACAAUACUUACUUGAUUGAGCAACGGUUAAAAGAGCUUGUCAGUGGUGCUAAGUCAGUAACGAAGAAAACAUCAGCUAUGGAUUCGAGAUCUGUGUUCAGAGAGGCAAUGCACACCGUAGAGUACUACUCUGAUAAGGCUAAGAGGCUGGAAAUCAUGGAUAAGAGCUACCCAGAUUCUUCUAGACAAGUGUUAACUCAUGUCAGAUUGAGUAAGUCAAGAUCCAUUGCAGUGAAAUCGUGGGUGGCCCUGUUUAGACUUGUUCUGUUGAAGUGGGUAUUUGGUGUUGGAUUGCACAACCAGCUUGCCCACAGCUCUUCGUUAUCGAGCAUGGUUCAAUAUUCCCCUUCUUUCAAAAUUGUUAAAGAACUUGCAAACGAUGAAUCAGACGUUGAUGACAAUGAUGAUAUGUAUCACGAAAAAUCUCACGUUUCACAUAAACGUAAGCAGAAGGAAAUUGCCAACAGAAGAAUGGAGAAGCUAACUAGUAAAUUGGACCAGUCUGGUCUGAACGAUGAAGAUGAGCCUUAGCUACGCUGAUAUCUUAAUUGUAUAGUCCAGAAAUAAUUUAUAUUUUGAAUACUAGAGAUGUCCAAAUUAAUUAAUGGAUGAACAAGCACUAACCCGUAAUUAUUCAAUCUGUUUUCUCAUUAGGGUCCUUGUGUGAUAGGGGAGACCAACCAGCAAUGGCACCACCAACUACUGUAGGAACCAUGGUGAGAGCAGAAAGAGCAUGAGUGUGUUCACCAAUGGUGCUUUCCUCGUCGUUUGACAGCGAAUCUCCU